UUAUUUAAGACGAUAUUUUUUUAUAUAUUUGUGUUGUUCUAAUACUAUAUUGUAGAUACGAUUUUUUUCGUGGUAUUUACGCUUUUAAUCCAAUUUCUUUCUUAGUCUUUAGCAGUUGUUACAAAAUCUUUGCAUUGGUCAUGUUGGCGCCUCUAUGAAUUCCCUCUAAUCUAUGCCGUAAUUUAACUUAAAAUUUAUGUUGAACCUUUACAUUUAUACUCUUCGAAUUCCGGUAAUUAAUUCAAUAAUUACAAUUUACAUUAUCAUCAGUUGAUAAGAAACAUUCCGUGAAUAUUUUGUAUAUUUGUUUUAAUUUUUACGUUGUACAAAUAUAAUGGUGUUCUCUAAUGACGUGCUUGUAAUCACAACAAAUAAAUAAACCGGCCUAACCUAAAAUAAAUACAGAACUACACGUAAAUAUAAACAAUGGUGUCCAGUGAAGAAGAGUCUGAGAUAAAAACUGGCGACGCUCUUGAAUGGGAUGUUGAAAUGGAAAUACAACUAUUUUACGCGAUGGCGAAUCAUAAACCGGUCGGCAUAAACAAACAUUUUCACAUGGCGUGUAUUUGGGAAAAACUUUCUAAUUCAAUUACAAAAGAGGUAUCCACACAAGAUAUUUGGAAACAUUUAGAGACACUAUACGACAUUUCUUUGUUGGAUGACACUGAGAGAAUACCAUUUCCCAACCAUGAAGUGCCGUUUAGUUUGCCCGAAAAUGAAUUUGGGAGUUUAAUUAAACAAAAAUGCAAAGAAUCUAUGUUGACUGACGAUAGUGAAGAUGGCCGCAGCCCCUCUCCUAAACCCUCAACACCUAGAAGUACAUCUAAAGAUUCUACACCUAAAGCAAUACGCAAAGACAGCAUAAGCGCAUUAGCAACCAAAACACGCAAGGAAAGUGGUAGUUCUCAUGCCUCUACUGAUACGCCAAGCAUCAAAUCGGAGAAGGAUUACGAUCGAAGAAGAGACUCCAGGGACUCAAACGCGUCAGGCACACGUGACAGUUCCACUAGCAGGAAAUCAACAUCGCAGAGAGAUAAAUCAUCAAAAUCCAAAGUUAGCGCUGUUUCAGUAUGGGACUCGCCCCUCAUAGACGAAGACGGCGGCUCACGCCGCGGUCGCCGUCGCGCUAACACCUCCACGCCGCCUGCAACCACGCCGGCGAAGCGCCGCCGCACUUGACACACGCACACCCACUCUUAUCAUCACUUCUUCUGACAUACGCGCCCCUGGUGGGGCUACCGGCCUCACCCUGGACGGGGGGAUAAAAGAAGCCAUGCGGUUAAUGUGUUCUUCAUGUAGUGUUCUUUUUAUUUAAAUGUGUUCACAUACAGUGCUUUUAUAGUCUUAUCUUCAGUACUCUGAUGAAUAGUUUAUAUCAAAGGCCAAGUAUCGGCGCGCAUUGCACCCAUCUCUGUUUCGCGAGCGCAUGCGCGUACAGCCAAUCUGAUUAACAGUAACAACCUUGUUAAUGUUUCAUAAUUUCUAAUAUCUCACUGCCCUUAUGAUGCAAUUAGAAUGCACAUCUAGUUGUACCAUCUUUUUGACACAAAUCGUGCAUAGAUAACGAAAAAAAUUCAAAUACAAAUGUAUAUAUUUCUUAAUGAGUCAUUGUUACUUAGAUUGUAGUUUCAUAGUUACAGGAAAUAAUGUAUAAUUAAUAUUGCAGAUUUUUGGCUCUUUUAUUACCUAAUGUCAGUGGUAUAGUGACCCUAAAAUGCCAUUUUAUCAUAUACAACUAUAGACAAAUGGGCUCAUCGUAAGAAAUUCAAUAAUAUUUUUCUCAUUAUUUGACUAAUAUUUAACUGUCAACUAUAAAAUAUUCGUAUUUUAACGACUUCGACGUGCUAAACUUUGGAUUCUGGAAAAUUUAUUUUGAUAGAAGUUUUGACUUAAAGGUCCGUUCGUAUACGAUGAAACAAAGUAAUUCCACGCCGAACCUAGUUAAUUUGAUAGCAAGUGGCAUAGUAGUGUGUUGUCGCAUAAUUUGCUGCUACGUUUUUUUCAGCGCGUAUACCGAAGACAUACUUAUUAUGUGCCAGUUAAACAUGAUGCAGUUACUGUAAUUAUACAACCUCAAAAUGUUGCUACAAUUCUAAUUAGUCAAUGAGAUAUGGGAACUUAUAAGUCUCUCCUUAAUAAAAUGUAUACAAGU
Galleria mellonella (greater wax moth) is the source of this 2152-nucleotide messenger RNA. RefSeq names its product MRG/MORF4L-binding protein (gene MrgBP). The transcript is spliced from 5 exons. Gene Ontology annotation, cellular component: NuA4 histone acetyltransferase complex; nucleus. The record is from RefSeq and is a predicted model, not a curated record. Bases 427 to 1179 code for a protein of 250 amino acids. Gene Ontology annotation, biological process: regulation of transcription by RNA polymerase II. Lineage: Eukaryota; Metazoa; Arthropoda; Insecta; Lepidoptera; Pyralidae.